Messenger RNA from Camarhynchus parvulus, 1272 nucleotides. It is a transcript of the gene DTWD1, whose product is annotated as DTW domain containing 1. Bases 134 to 1138 code for a protein of 334 amino acids. Gene Ontology annotation, biological process: tRNA modification. The record is from RefSeq and is a predicted model, not a curated record. The transcript has 6 exons. Lineage: Eukaryota; Metazoa; Chordata; Aves; Passeriformes; Thraupidae. Gene Ontology annotation, cellular component: nucleus. Gene Ontology annotation, molecular function: tRNA-uridine aminocarboxypropyltransferase activity.
GCCCAGAGCAACGCAAACCGUGUUCAGCCCCGGGCUGUUUCCGUUCCCCGCCUCCCCGCGGCGGCCGAGCCCGGCACUUUCGUUCCGGGGCCUGCGAGUGCCGCGCGGGAGCCGCGGCGGGCGGCGGCUAACCAUGUCUUUAAAUUCACCUACACUUUUAAAUGAAGAAAAUGCUCAAGGAGCAAAAAUAAAUACUGAGUGUUUGGAAAGCCUACUGCAGACUCCAUCAUCAAUUCAAGAUAAUCCACUUCAACAAUUACAGUUAGCAUCCCAGGAGGUACUGGAAAAGGCAAAAAAGAGUGGGAGAUCAAAAUGCCCCCGAUGCAAUAGUUCAAGGAUGUUUUAUUGUUAUACAUGCUUUGUUCCUGUUGAAACUGUCCCUACCAAAGAAAUUCCAACUGUGAAGUUACCUUUGAAGAUUGACAUUAUUAAACACCCAAAUGAAACAGAUGGCAAAAGCACCGCUGUGCACGCUAAGCUCCUGGCCCCUGAUGAUGUUACCAUUUAUAAAUACCCCUGCAUUCCAGAGUAUGAAGAGAAGAGACACGAAAUAGCACUUAUAUUUCCUGGCCCCAAUUCAGUUUCAGUAAAAGAUAUUGCUUUCCAUCUCCAAAAGUACACCAAGAAAAGUGUCUGUUCUAGUGACGAUGACUGUUCCAGAGAGCCACUUCUUAAACAAGCAAAAAUAGAACCUGAAGAAGAAAAAAAUCCAAAUGAGUGCAUCUCAAGCAGCAGGAAUGAAGGCACUAGACUGAAGAAAAUAAUAUUUAUUGACAGUACCUGGAAUCAAACUAACAAGAUAAUAACUGACGAACGACUUCAAGGGUUACUGCAAAUUGAGUUGAAGACAAGGAAAACUUGCUUUUGGCGUCAUCAGAAGGGAAAACCAGAUACAUACCUUUCCACAAUAGAAGCAAUUUAUUAUUUCCUUGUGGACUAUCAUCAGGAGAUUUUGAAAGAGAGCUACAAAGGACAAUAUGAUAAUCUGCUUUUUUUCUUUUCAUUUAUGUAUACAUUGAUUAAAGAUGCCAAGUGUUGUGCAGGAAAAGAGCCUGAUGUGCUCACUGUGAUGAGCACAUUUCCUGAGAUGGGAGUGGAGGACUUGACCUCUGUUGCCGUAAGGAGUGAUCUCCUUUAACUGUAAGAAGGAAUCAGCAUGCUGGCUUUCCAUUGUUACUAAUACUUCUGUCAGAUGUUUUCUUUGUGGUUUGCACAGCAAUACUGAUUUUGCCCUUGUGGCAUCAAAGACUUAGUGAAUGAGCAGAUGGUGUU